AUGGAUAAUCAACCGUUGAACAACAAACCUUCACCAGUGCCCGAGUCACUAAGGAAAUAUGACAGCAUCCCAGGGGCUACACCAAGGGAAAAGCUCAGAAAUGCCCACGCGCAGUUACGCGCCAGUGCCAAUGCUGGGCCUUUCCGGACUGUCAGCGCAAGCGCGACUCCAUCUUCUGCAGGAGACAUUGAGCCUGCCCCUCCAGCGUCCAUUCCCGAGGCGGCAUUACCAUUGAGCGUGCGUGUUGACAAAGAACCUGUUCCGCACGAUGCAUCGGUUGAAGUUCACCAACCACCUGCCGAUACUACUGUGUCUCCCCCAUUACUCUACGCGGAGCAGCCUGAUGUCCAGACGAUUCAACCAAGCGCUCUGACCUUUGAUCAAACUGAAAGCUACCCUCCUGGUUCGCUUCGGUUGGGGCCUUCGGAGUUUGCCAUAACCAUGCCAAUGGAUUCCAGGGUUAAGGAUCAUUACGAAAGGGCCCUCGCUCAGCAGAUGCGCACGAUUCAACGAUUUCUUUCGGGCUUCACUGAUGCUGAGGAUCAGAUCAUAUCGGCAAUCCGUGGACUGAUCGAGAGGCUCGAUCACAUUACACUCCAUCCAGAUUUGACCAUGGCCGAACACAUCAAAGACUCAGAGCCCGACCCCCAAAAAGAAGCUGCAUGGGCUGAAUAUUCAAGCUCGAAAUUCCAGUUUCUAGGCCACUUUAUUGAAGUGGCGACAACGCAUGACCUCCAUAUUGUAGUCAUGGCGAAGAAAGGGAAAGCUGUCGAGUUUGUUGAGCGAUAUUUCCUGGGGAAGGGGUUUAUAUACACUCGUCCACGCCAUGAAAUGCGUGGCAAUGUUGAAGUUUCAAUGACGAACGGAUCCUUAAGUGUCGCCAUCCGGUCAACACAACAUGACGGUGUGCUAGAGACGUAUAAGCCGCCUUCGGCAAUCAUUGCUCUCGAUUCAUCUUUCAACGCAGCCAACCCUUCUGUGGAGCACCUACGGACAACUUACGCUCGGAAUGGAAAUCUACUGCCCGUCAUUCUGUUGAUUGUGUCCAAUACUAGUGAACAUAUCCAGCGUUGUUUACCUGACGUCUCUGAGCUUCAAAAACUGCGGCUACUUGUUCACUGCGUCACAAGUCUCAGCCGUGCCGUUGGGGAUCUUCAAGACGAUGCAUUAGGUGUUCAUGAAGACGCAGAGGAGGUUUUAUCUUAUCUUUUGUCUGAUAACUUCAACUUGAGCUGGGCUCUCCCUGCUAUUGAACCACUUAAUAUGCCCAAUUCCGAGGAGACAGCUGGGUCUGGAGCAGUCGGAUCGACUUAUGAGCAUCUAUCCGCAGGCAUGACCCCUCUCCAAAAACGCGUACUUGACACCACAGAGGAUGACGCUCCUGAUUCCAAGAGACAACGUCUCACAUCGUCACAAUCACAAUCGCAAGAACAGAGCCAGUUCACAGACUCUAGCAAACCUCCAAGCCAGAGACUGGAUACAGACUUGAAGGCUCUUGAAAAUAGUCUUCUCCGAAUGAAGAGUGAACAUGCGAAUGAGCUCAACCAGCUUAAGACGACCUUGUCCAACGUCGAGGCUCGAUUAGUGGAGCGGGAAAAGAUGUUGGAGUCCCUGCAGCAUCGAUAUGAAAGUCGCACGAGAGAACUCCACCAGAUGCGCAAGGAACGUGACAAUCUAGCGGACAAGCUAUCAAAGGCAGAGCAGAGGAUAGAAAGACAGCAGGACGAGAUCACGAAGCUCAAAGACGAGCGCACCCAGCUGAAACACGACCUAGAGGCCGCCAGAAACGAUCUGAAAGCGGAGGGUGGCCGUCUCGAAGAGCUAGAAGCUGCGCGUGAGGAGGUCCGCAGGCUGACAAAGGAAAACGCAAGUCUCGAAAGAAAGGCAGAGUACGAGAGGAAGCAAGCCGAGUAUACACGUGAGCAGUACCAGAAUGCUUCGACAGCGGCUGCGCAAUCCGCGAUGGAGAUUCGGCAGCUUAAAGACGAGAAUCAGCAGCUGAAGCGCAAAAUCGCGGCCGAAGCAGUGCAGUUGAGGCAGGUGAAGACGAAGAAUGACGAAAUGAGACACCUUCAGCGGGUCAGGGAAUUAGAGCUGAUGGUGGCGUCGCGCGACGAGUUGCUGCGCCGGAAGGAGGAUGAACUGCGCGAGCUCAAGCGGAAUCGACCCGCGACACGAUCUACGAGUACGCAGCCUCGCAGCCCCAAAUGGGGUCCCGGCAACAGCCGUCCGACAAGCCCUGGUAUCACCAGCAACAACAGCAGCAACAACAACAGCAGCAACAACAACAACAACAGCAGCAGCAACAAUGGCCGGGGCAGCGCACUUCGGUUCAGCUCAGAGAUGUCCACGUUAUGA
Rasamsonia emersonii CBS 393.64 is the source of this 2358-nucleotide messenger RNA. RefSeq lists its product as uncharacterized. Gene Ontology annotation, cellular component: HDA1 complex. Lineage: Eukaryota; Fungi; Ascomycota; Eurotiomycetes; Eurotiales; Trichocomaceae. The record is from RefSeq and is a predicted model, not a curated record. The transcript is spliced from 3 exons. The coding region runs from base 1 to 2358 and encodes 785 amino acids.